Stegastes partitus (bicolor damselfish) is the source of this 1209-nucleotide messenger RNA. RefSeq names its product replication factor C subunit 4-like. Gene Ontology annotation, biological process: DNA-templated DNA replication; DNA repair. The coding region runs from base 163 to 1209 and encodes 348 amino acids. Lineage: Eukaryota; Metazoa; Chordata; Actinopteri; Pomacentridae. The transcript is spliced from 11 exons. The record is from RefSeq and is a predicted model, not a curated record. Gene Ontology annotation, cellular component: nucleus; DNA replication factor C complex. Gene Ontology annotation, molecular function: DNA clamp loader activity; ATP binding; DNA binding.
CGGGAAAAAGGCUGCUGCUGCUGAUACACACAUGAAGGCGGAAUAAAGCUGCGCUGAGACGGCAGGUUGUCGGAGAUAUUAUCACAGGGAGACAUUGGAACCUACUGACACCCACCGUGGGAUCUCCAGGUUUCCUCUGCUUCACCCACAUCAGGAGAAGUCAUGCAGGCCUUUCUGAAAGGAGCCACUGUUCAGGCAGCCCGACCUCAGAAGGACAAGGCAGCAGCCGGACCCAGCACGGAGAAGAAAGCCAGGGCGCUUCCAUGGGUGGAAAAAUACAGGCCCAAGUGUGUGGAUGAGGUGGCCUUUCAGGAGGAGGUGGUUGCAGUGCUGAAGAAGUCUCUGGAAGGAGCAGAUCUUCCCAACCUGCUCUUCUACGGGCCUCCUGGAACAGGAAAGACCUCCACCAUCCUGGCUGCUGCCAGAGAACUGUUUGGUCCAGAGCUGUACAGGCAGAGGGUGCUGGAGCUGAACGCCUCAGACGAACGAGGCAUCCAGGUCGUCAGAGAGAAGGUCAAGAACUUUGCUCAGCUCACUGUAGCUGGGAGUCGCACAGACGGGAAGCCGUGUCCUCCUUUUAAGAUCAUCAUCCUGGACGAAGCCGACUCCAUGACGGCACCGGCCCAGGCCGCCCUCAGACGGACCAUGGAGAAAGAAUCUCGCACCACCCGCUUCUGUCUCAUCUGCAACUACAUCAGCAGGAUUAUUGAGCCUCUGACCUCCAGAUGUUCCAAGUUUCGCUUCAAACCUCUGGCCAACCAGAUCCAGGAGGAGCGUCUGCUGGAGAUCUGUCAAAAGGAGAACCUCAAGUACACCAAGGAGAGUAUCGCAGCAUUGGUGCAGGUGUCUGAGGGCGACCUAAGGAAAGCCAUCACCUUCCUGCAGAGCGCUGCUCGCCUCAACGUCGACAAGGAGAUCACAGAGCGCGCCAUCAUUGAGAUAGCCGGGAUCGUCCCCGUCAAGAUGAUCGACAACUUGCUCCACAUCUGUUUCAGGGGAACAUUUGAGAAACUGGAGGUAGCAGUCAAGGACAUCGUGGAUGAAGGCUACUCAGCCACACAGGUCCUGAGUCAGCUUCACGACUCCAUCAUCGAGGGGGACCUGAGCGACAAGCAGAAGUCGGCCAUCACAGAGAAAAUGGCAAUCGAGACAGUGUCGAAGCCUGAGGAUGGUAAUGAUGAUGCCACUCCCGGCCUUUCAGCUUUAUAG